GCCUUCACUCGUCGCUGAAAGUGUUCGCCUGCUAAAAUGCAAAGUUUCAGCGCCAGCAAAGUCGUUGCUACUCUCCGAGCGGAUGGUCAUGUCUACCCCAUGGAGAACACCAACCUGAUGCACUACGAGAUCCGCACCGAAGGUGAUGUCCAGCAAAAGAAGGGGAUCCUGGUGGGUCCGGCCACAUGCGUUGACCUGGGCAAACAGCUGCUCCAGUGCGCCAGAGACAGCGAUGUGGCGGGGGUCAAGGCGGCGCUAGCGCAUGGAGCUCCCUUCGCUUCCGACUGGCUAGGUAUGUCGGCACUUCACUUUGCCGCCAUGAACAAUCAGCUGGAGAUUUGCGAAAUCCUCCUGCAGGGAGGCAUUAACAUGGACGGCAAGACCAAGGUAGACCGAACGCCGCUCCACCUAGCCUGCUAUUACGGUCACGAGCGGAUAGUCAGUUUGCUGCUGGCGCUAAAGUGCAACGUCAACUCCCGCGACAUGCUUCGCAUGACCCCGCUGCACUGGGCGGUCGAGAAAAGACACAAAGGAAUUGUGCGCCUGCUACUCAAGUGCCAUGCAGAUGUCGCCUUGGUCUCAAAAUUCGGCAAGACACCGAUCGGACUUGCCGUGUACACGGAACAAGCAGAUGUGCUGGCGGAGCUAGAAGCGGCACGACAGGCACAGGCCAGUAAGAAGUUCAACGAGGAAUCGGAGCAACAAACACAUAAGACCAGAAAGGAAACUAGUGAAGCUGUCAGCUCAAUAAUGGACGAACCGGAAGUAAUUAAAACCCUUGACGACAGAGAAAUGUCGGUUGAAGAACGAAUGGAUGUCCUAGAAAACAUGCGAGGCCAUGCAAACGUGCUGCGGAACACUGCGCUUAACAUGCUUAAGACGCACGGAAUCGCAGACAUGGUGCAGGACAACGAUGACGAGGCCUCGAAAGAAAUGCUGAACACUGCGUUGCAGAAUGGACGCCAACUUGUCCUCUCGGAAGGAGGACGCAUGCUGUUGCACGAAACAAAAUCGGGCAUCAGCGGCAAGCAAUCCACAAAUGGAAAUGUCCGGCCCUCGGUCGUAGCGCUCCGCACAAAUGUUAAUAACUCUCAUCCCAAGAUUAGGAUGAAUGUCCUAAAGCAGAAGGAUCUUCCGUCGCCGGCAGGAGUUGCCAAGAACAAGAAUAUACGCAUAAUCUCGUUGACUGAUUUUAAGAAACUCUACGGAUCGGACAACACGCCAAAGUCCCUUCAGAAAAUACCCGCCUCUUUGGCAAGCUCUGGAAUGGUGCGGCAUCUUCCUGAUGGCACAAAGCUAGUCAACAUGCGCCAGUUGCAGGCUCGACAGUUAAAGCUCCCCUCGCUGCAAAGACCGCUGGAUCCCAAUUCGCUAGAAGAAUCACACAGCCAGAACGAAGCCGCGGUACCAACCCCACAGCCUUCAGGCCAUCCCGCGUCGGGCAGUUCGCUUAGGGGACAAGUGGGUACCGUCCAGACGAUACAGCUGCGACCUUCACUCUCGGCAGGAUCCGGGCAAUGCACAGUAAACAACGGGGCGGCACCUGCGAAGACAAUCGUCAAUGCGACGAAGCAGCCGCCGAAAUCUCCGAACGUAAUGCCGCUGCUAACUUCUUCUGAGAUCUGUCGCCAGCUUCACGAGUUGCGGCGUCAGAACGAAGAACUGCGGCGGCGGGCCGACUCCUUUCAGCGGGAAAAAGAGGAAAUGCUGAGGCGCAUUGACCGCCUGGAGCAGAUAGUGCUGGUUCAGGAGUCGGAGGCCGACUUGGAUUUUGGAGAGGACGCUUAGUUAGUGCAAAUAUACUUUUAAUGUAAGUUCGAUAAGAUAUAUUUAGGAUAUUGAGCCUAUAAGUGCAUUUGUAAAGCAGCCAGUCUAAUGACUAUUUCAUACCAGUUCUUAUUGAAACUCGAUUAACUUAAAUGCUAAGAGAGCUUUAAGCAAAUUCGCAUGUUGAUAGAAAUAUAUAAUUUUAAAAAUUCA
Molecule: messenger RNA, 1980 nt
Organism: Drosophila simulans
Lineage: Eukaryota; Metazoa; Arthropoda; Insecta; Diptera; Drosophilidae
Gene: Atac3
Product: caskin-2
Exons: 9
Coding region: 37-1788 (583 amino acids)
Biological process (GO): positive regulation of transcription by RNA polymerase II
Cellular component (GO): nucleus
Molecular function (GO): protein binding; transcription cis-regulatory region binding
Source: RefSeq, a predicted model, not a curated record